This is a messenger RNA of Aspergillus caelatus, 1203 nucleotides long. Its product is annotated as bZIP transcription factor. Gene Ontology annotation, biological process: regulation of DNA-templated transcription. Bases 1 to 1203 code for a protein of 400 amino acids. The transcript is spliced from 3 exons. The record is from RefSeq and is a predicted model, not a curated record. Gene Ontology annotation, molecular function: DNA-binding transcription factor activity. Lineage: Eukaryota; Fungi; Ascomycota; Eurotiomycetes; Eurotiales; Aspergillaceae.
AUGGAUCAGGAUAAUGGCAAUGCGCCGGCAGACACCAUUAUCAGCCCGUGCCUGACGCCAGACUCCCAAGUUGAAUUCCAGCAACAUGAAACUACCGGUGUGAAGGCAGCCAAACCUCCUUCCAGGAAACGGGGUCGUCCUCGUAAAGCCCUUGGAACUUGGAUGGACAAAAAUAAGAAAGACCGGCGACGGACACAGGUCCGCCUGGCGCAAAGGGCGUAUCGCUCCCGUAAAGAAGCCAGUGUUGAGUUUCUAAACAGACGUGUUGCACAGUUGGAGGCUGCAGCGCAGAAAAUGAGCGAGGCGAUGAUUACAUUCAGUGAUAUUCUGCUCCAAUCCGAGGUUCUCACAUCACAUCCUGAACUCACUGAGCAUCUGCGUGAGACGGUACAGAUAUGUCUAUCUUCGGCCAAGGGCAUUAGCGAAGAGGAUAACCCAAGCACUGUCACGCAUGAUGAGAGCUCUCGCCUUUCCUCUCUCUCACCAAUCUCGCCAGGCUAUCUACCUCUGUCUGAGGGAGAAAGCCCACCCUCGCUCUCAACAGUUCAGCCUUCACCAUGCCUUAUGGGAUAUCAUCCUAGCAGCCUAUUCUUUUUCAAACCUGGCAAUGUCGCUGAAAUGGAAGUAUCAUACUUCACAGAGCAACUAAGGAUCGCCUGUCUAUACGAGGGAUUAUUAUUACUUGACAAUUCCUCUGUCCCUUUAACUCGCCUAAAAAGACCGUUUCGGUUACUUUUAUCCCUUUUCACUAGGGCAAGUAUCACAUGUAUCUUCAGGAGCGCCUUGCAUGCUAGGCUAAACAAGAAAUCGUACAUGAACUUCAAGGGGGUUCCGUCUUGCCUACCCAGUCAUGCUGCGCAACCAUCGACUCAAAGUCAAAUGACAGAAUGUCAGUCAGACUUUGACCAAACACAGUCAACCAGUAGGAGUCCAUUACCCAGCUUCAACCCGCAAAAUCUAAGGGAAAUCGGCGGAGAUUGGUUUGACGUCCAAGACUUAGCGAACUACUUUCAGGAAAGAAAUGCGCGCCUGUUUGUUCGGCCCCCUAAAAACAUGGCAAAUUCCUCCCAGUCGGUGGUCAACGCCCGAGCUCUGAUAGUUGCGCUGGUAGGCAAGGCAAUGUGCCUCGGCCACAGUCCUGGUUUUCGACGUAGCGAUGUGGAACAAGCUAUUAGCAUAUGUACCUGGCAUGGAACAGUGUGA